AUGAUUGAGAAGGUUGACAUGGUAAUCCAUCAAGCAUUGCCACCGAAGCGAAAGGAUCCAAGUAAGUUUACUAUUUCUUGUAAUAUUGGUGGAGUGAAGAUCCCACAUGCUCUAUGUGAUUUAAGAUCUAGUAUAAAUUUCAUAACGCUAAAAAAAGUCAAAGAAUUAAAAGUGGGUGAGAUAAGACCAAGUAACAUGACUCUCACUUUUGCUGAUUCAUCUGUUACUCAACCACUUGGUAUAUUACGAGACGUGUUAGUACAUGUCGAUGGAGUGUAUCCUUCUGGUUUUGUAGUGCUUGAUACAAAAGGAUAUUCAGGAGCGGUUGUUAUUCCCGGGCGGCCAUUCUUGGCAACUGGGAAAGCAAAGAUAGUUGUAGAAACUGGCGAACUUGUCUUGAAGUUUAACAAAGAAAAAAUGGUUUCUAAGGUGUAUGACUGGACACAGUAUGUGGAGGACUUGGAUACUUGCUACCAUCUGGAGGAAAAAGUUGCAAGUGAGUUACUUGAGGACAAGAAACAAUUCAAGUUUGGGAUUGUGAUGGCAAUUCGUCAUUGCAUGAUUUUAGUCGAAGAAUCGGAUCAAAACAAGUGA
Lathyrus oleraceus (garden pea) is the source of this 594-nucleotide messenger RNA. RefSeq lists its product as uncharacterized. The transcript has 2 exons. Lineage: Eukaryota; Viridiplantae; Streptophyta; Magnoliopsida; Fabales; Fabaceae. Bases 1 to 594 code for a protein of 197 amino acids. The record is from RefSeq and is a predicted model, not a curated record.